AUGGCUAGCUCCGAUUCCAUCGUGAAGGUCGCCGCCGUGGGGGUUGUGGGUGCUGCCGCAGGAGCCGCUCUAGCAUUGGCCGCAACGAAGGGCCCUGCCCCUGUGGAGAAGCCGAAGAAAGUCGUUCUCGACCCCCGGAUCGCAGCUGCCUUGGAGGCCGCUCGUGCCGAAUGUGGUGAGGGCAAGUGGGGUCCAGAUGAUGGCGCCACCGCCACUGCCUGGGUUGCUUAUCAGAUGUCGGACAAUGCGUUCAUUUUCCCCAUCACGCCGUCCACGCUCCUUUCCGAGAUGUGCGACACUUGGUCCGCAGGUGGCGUCCAGAAUGCUUUCGAGCAGGUGACGAAGAUCACUCAGCUGCAGUCUGAAGCCGGAGCUGCAGGUGCCAUGCAUGGCGCACUUGCUGUGGGCGGUCUGGCCACGACCUUCACAGCUUCCCAAGGACUUUUGCUGAUGGUCCCGAACAUGUACAAGAUUGCAGGAGAGUUGACCCCCUGCGUGAUGCAUGUAGCAGCGCGCGCUGUUGCGGGACAGGCCCUCAGUAUUUUCGGGGAUCAGAACGACAUCCAAGCCGUGCGGUCGACUGGCUUUGCUAUCCUUUUUGGAAGCACUGUCCAGCAGGCCCUUGAUUUUGCCCUUGUCUCGCACAUUGCCACCCUGCGUUCCCGGGUUCCGUUCGUUCACGCCUUCGACGGCUUCCGCACGUCCCAUGAGAUCCAGAAGAUCCAGGCCUACCCGAAGGAGAUCUUCCAAAAGGUUGUGGACCUCUUGGCACCGGAGAUCGAUGCUCACCGUUCCAGAGCAUUGAAUCCGAACCAUCCGCAUGCGCGUGGCACCGCGCAGUGUGAUGACAUUUAUUUUCAAGCGGUGGAGGCCGCGAACAAGUACUACUUGGAUGUUCCAGAGAUUGUGGCGGAGGCUUUCCUAUGGAUUGAGAAGCUGAGCGGCCGCAAGUACACGCUCUUUGAGUACGUUGGCAGUCCCCGUGCCAAGUACGUUUUGAUCCUCAUGGGCUCCGGCGCCGGAGUCGUGGAGGAGUACUUGGCCAAGAUGGGUGACAAGGCCAAGGAUUGCGGCUGCCUCAAUGUCCACCUCUACAGGCCCUGGAGCGAGAAGCACUUCUUGGCUGCCUUGCCGAACCUCUCCGGCCUCCGGGCCGUGGCCGUAUGUAACAAGAUGAAGGACCCUGCGGCCCAUGGCGAGCCCUUGUACCUGGACGUUUGCACCUCCCUUCAGCGAGCCAAAUGCAACGCCAACGUCAUCAAUGGCCGCUACGGUCUGUCUAGCAAGGACUUCACCCCUGGCAUGGUGGAAGCCAUCUAUAACAACCUUCGGUCCAGGAAUCCGAAGCAUCCUUUCACGGUGGGCUUGGAGGAUGAUGUGACCCACUACUCUCUGCCUUUCGACCGCCUGGAGACCGUUCCUACCCACACCAAGCAGUGCAUCUUCUGGGGUUUCGGAAGUGAUGGAACCGUGGGGGCAAACAAGAACACGAUCAAGAUCAUUGCACAGAACACGCCGCUUUACGCACAGGGCUACUUCAAGUACGAUGCCCUGAAGUCAGGCGGUGUGACCAUUUCGCACCUCCGUUUCGGCCCCGAGCCGAUCAAGGGAAGCUACCUCAUUGAUGCUGGGUGCAACUACUUGGCGAUCCACAAGAAGGAGUAUAUCUUCAGCUUCUUCGCUGACUUGAUGCUGGGACCCCUUGCGGAUGGAGGCACUCUGGUGCUGAACUGCCCCUGGACCGAUGCGGAGAUGGAGACGGUGCUUCCAGCCCCCUUCCGCAAGAUCAUCGGCGAGAAGAAGCUGAAGGUCAGCGCCAUCGAUGCUAGCGCAGUUGCCAAGCGAACAGGCAUGGGCAAGCUCAUCAACAACAUCAUGACGGCAGUCUUCUUCGAGCUUUCGGGCGUGUUGCCCACAGAGCAGGCUUUGUCCCUACUCAAGGACGCCGUGAAGAAGACCUACAAGAACAAGGGUGAUGCCAUUGUGAACCAGAACAUCAAAGCUGUGGAGGCCGCAAUCGAAGCCCUGCGAACUGUUGAAUACAACCCUGCGGUCUGGGCUGGACUUGAAUCGGACCCCAACGUGGUCUACGCCAAGACCCGUGCGGAGACUCCGCCCGCGUAUGUCACCGAUGUCUUGGACAAGGUGCAGACGAUGCGCGGUCAUGAGCUGAAGGUGAGUGAGGUGGAAGCCGAUGGCUGCGUGCCGCUGUCGCAAACACGCUAUGCCAAGCGUGGCGUGGCUGAGUCCGUGCCAGUUGUUGACAUGGACAAGUGCAUCCAGUGCAACGUGUGCAGCGCCAUUUGCCCUCACGCUGUGAUCCGACCCUUCCUGCUCUCGCAUGCUGAGCUGAAGCAGGCUCCGGAAGCCUUCGACGCGCGAAAGGCAACAGGCGGAAACACCUACGCUGGACUUCACUUCCGCAUUCAGGCCUCGCCAAACGACUGCACAGGAUGCGAGGUUUGCACCAACGCCUGCCCUGUUGGAGCUCUGUCCAUGCUUCCACGCCUGGAGUCCAUCGACAAGGGCCAUGGUGACAACUGGGACUAUGCCAUGAGCAUGCCGAAUCGCGGAAAGCGAUUUGACGCCAACACCCUGAAGGGAUGCGGUGAGACUCCUUAUGCCAAGCUGGUGACGCAGAUGUUCGGCAAGCGCCUCAUCGUUGCGAACGCCACAGGCUGCAGCAGCAUCUGGGGCGGCACCGCCGGUUGGGUUCCGUACGCAAAGGACAAGGAGACUGGCAAGGGAACUGCCUGGGGCAACUCGCUGUUUGAGGACAACGCUGAGUAUGGGCUUGGCCAAGUCAUCCAUGUGCGCCAGCGACGUCGCCAGCUUCGCGAUCGCGUUGAGGCCGCGCUUGCAAGGGCCGGCAAGUCCCUGAGCGUGGCCUUGAGGAGCCUCCUGGAGCAAUGGCUGGAAUUCGGCGAGGAUAGCACCAUCUCGGAGCGCCUCAGCGACGAGAUUUUGCCGCUGCUGGAUGCGGAGCAGGGCAAGGCCAAGGAGAUUGCCGAGCUUAUCCGCCUGAAGGACAUGUUCACCAAGCCUUCCAUGUGGAUGUUCGGAGGCGACGGAUGGGCAAACGACAUUGGCUAUGGCGGCAUCGACCACGCCAUCGCCAGUGGAAACAACGUCAAAAUCGUGGUUCUGGACACGGAGGUGUACUCCAACACUGGUGGACAGUCCUCGAAGUCGACUCCCAUGGGAGCUGUGGCCAAGUUUGCCCAGGCUGGCCGCGAUCAGCGCAAGAAAGACCUCGGAGCCAUGGCAAUGGCCUACCAGCACGUCUACGUUGCUUCCGUGGCCAUUGGCGCCAACUACAAGCAGUGCGUCGAGGCAUUUACGGAGGCUGAGAAGUACGAUGGGCCUGCCCUUCUGAUGUGCUACGCCCCCUGCAUUGAGCAUCGCUUCUUCAAGACAGGCCUUUCGGCGAUGUCUCUUGACCAGCGCGACGCCGUCGAGUGCGGCUACUGGCCUCUCUACCGCUUCAACCCUUCCCUUGCUCGCGCGGGAGACAACCCCUUCAUCCUCGACUCGAAGAAGGUCACCGGAGACGUCAUGAAGUUCUUGAAUCGCCAGAACCGAUACGCCCAGCUUGUGAGGAGCUCUCCUGCCGUGGCUGAGAAGCUUCAGGGAGAGCUGCAGGUCUACCUCAAGCAGCGCCAUGCCAGCCUCAAGCAGAAGGCAUCCGAGCUAUCCCAGGAUGUGGCCGCGCUCAAGGACGGCCUCAAGCAAGCCAACUCCGUCGCGGAACCUGUCCUCAUCGCCUUCGGCUCGGACACAGGCGUGACUGAGCAAGUGGCAAAGAAGUUCGCAGGUCUGUGCGCUGAGCGCGGAGUUCAGGUGCGACGCACCUGCGACCUGGAUGAGAUCAGCGACAUGGAGGAGCUGAAGGCGGCGGCCCUCGGUGCCACCUGUGUGGUGAUGUGCUCCACCUGUGGUCACGGCGACUUCCCACAGAAUGCUGGCCUUUUCUGGAGCAGCCUUUCUUCCAGCACUCUGGCACCGAAGGAGCUUGACGGCAUUCGCUUCUGCGUCUUUGGCAUGGGUGACCGCUCCUAUCAUGACUCCUUCUGCGAGGCCGCCAAGAAGAUUGAGGAGCGCAUGAAGCAGUUGGGCGCCACGCGCAUCUUGGAAAUGGGCAUCGGCGACGACCGCGACGAGGACAAGUGGGAGACAGGUUUCACUGCCUGGUUGCCCAAGUUCUGGGCAACCAUCAAGGCCCCCGAGCCGGUGGAUGACGGCAGGCCCAAAACACCGCUCUUCGAGGUCAAGUACCACGAGGGAGCUGCCUCGGUCACUGCCCCCAUGGUGCCACCGGGAUCCCAGCUCUUGACGGUCACGGAGAACAAGCGUCUUACCCCGAACGAGUACGAGCGAGACAUCCGGCACUUGGCCCUAAGCCUCGAGGGUGUGGACUUCCCAUUCGACCUGGGCGAUGCGGUCGCACUCUACCCGGAGAAUCUUCCCAAGGACGUUGAUGAAGCACUGAAGUUCCUCGAGUUGGAUGGCGACAAGGUCAUCAGCGUGAAGUGCGUCGGAGACGUCUCGGAGCGCCAUCGCCGCUGCUUCGACCAGCGAGUGACGGUCCGACAGGUGCUGACGAACAUGCUCGACCUCUUCGGUCGCCCCUCGCGCUCCUUCGUGACGGAUCUCGCACGCUUCGCCAACAACGCUGACGCAGAGGCUCUUCGCCGAUUGGGCUCCCCGGCUGGAACCGCAGCUUGGACCGCUCUGGUGGAUGAGUGCCCGUCCUUCUUCGACAUCAUGAAGAAGUAUCCCAGCGCAAAGAUGCCACUGGAGCAGCUGAUCUCGGUGCUGCCGAUGAUCAAGCCAAGAAUCUACUCGAUUGCCUCGGAUGCGCGAUACAGCCCGAAGGCGGUAGAGUUCACCAUUGUCAUCAACCAGUGGAAGUCCAAGGCCACGGGUGCCGUGAAGACAGGCACCUGCACCAAGUUCAUCCAGCACAUGCCGGUCGGAAGCAAGGUGCCAUGUGCCGUCGUCUGCGGUACCUUCCAGUUCCCCAAGGACGAAACGACGCCCAUGGUGAUGGUUGGCCUCGGAACCGGUAUUGCACCUAUUCGCUCCUUCAUGCAGGACAAGCUGUACAAGAAGAACCACGGCAUCAAGACCGGUCCCAUGGUCGUCUUCUACGGCUGCCGACAUGAGAAGGAAGAGCUUCUCUACAAGGACGAGUGGAAGAUGUACGAGAAAGAGGGCAUUUUGACCGCUCUCGUUGGUGCCUUCCAGUUCGACAAGCCCCACUACCCUCCCAAGCAGAUCUUCGUGUCGGACAAGAUGGCGGAGCGACCCGAGCUCAUCAGCGACAAUCUGUUGGAAAAGGGCGGCUACUUCUUCAUGUGCGGUCCGGCCGUGGCCACCCCUUCCGUGCAGAAGGCGCUCAAGGCUGCCCUCGUCAAGCGUGGACAGAGCCAUGCCCCAUCCCAGGCCGAGAAGGAUAUGUGGCCCUCGGUGUGCCCCAAGACCGACUCCGAAGCGGAUAUGUGGUUCAAGGACUUCAUGGCUGCGGGACGUUACUCGGAGGAGUCGUACUAA
Symbiodinium pilosum is the source of this 5553-nucleotide messenger RNA. The record is from the annotation of a GenBank genome assembly. NCBI's taxonomy places the organism in Eukaryota, Dinophyceae, Suessiales, Symbiodiniaceae.